GCUUUUUAAUAGUAUUUUUCAGCUUUAUCGUUAGAAAAUUUUAGUCCAAUUUCUUGCUUGAAUAAGCUAACCUCACUUUUCAACAAAACAUUAUUCCAUUGUGGUUUAAAGAGAUUGGCAUGUGAUUACAUAUAUAAUAUUACGUCUGACCAAACUGCGUUUCUGUAAAAACACUAACCGACAUCAGUUGCCAUCGUUAAACCACGUCGAACAGAGCAGAUUGCCGUAGUGAACGAUUCUAUUCUAAAGCUAUCGAGCAUCAGACAUGGCACGUACCAAGCAAACUGCUCGCAAGUCAACGGGAGGUAAAGCUCCCAGGAAACAACUUGCCACCAAAGCUGCACGAAAAAGUGCUCCAUCAACAGGAGGAGUGAAAAAACCCCAUCGUUACAGGCCUGGUACCGUAGCACUCAGAGAAAUCAGAAGAUACCAGAAAUCAACUGAAUUGCUGAUUAGAAAAUUACCGUUUCAACGUUUAGUUCGUGAAAUUGCACAGGAUUUCAAAACCGACUUGCGUUUCCAAAGUGCCGCAAUUGGCGCAUUACAAGAAGCUUCCGAAGCUUACCUGGUCGGGUUGUUCGAAGACACAAAUUUGUGCGCUAUUCACGCCAAACGUGUUACAAUAAUGCCUAAAGAUAUUCAAUUAGCGAGACGAAUUCGUGGUGAACGUGCUUAAAUAUUUCAUAUCUUAAAGCCUUUAAAUUUUCUUUUUCAAAUUCAUGUUAUUGUCAUAUUCUUGAACGUUUUCUGAAAUGAUCGACAUCAUUACAGUUGAGUUUGUUUCGCGAAUCAUUACCGUAAUUGACACUGCCAAGCCCUUUGGAAGAUAAGAUGCAGGAGUUAGAGUAUAUCUAUUAAUCAUAUAUAUAUAUAUAUAUUAUAUAUUAGUACGGUCGAUUAAAUUUAUGAUUUAACGAUGGGAGUAUACACAAACAGCACAAAGCGGAGUACGUAGCUCGUAUUACAUAGUAUCAUCACUUCGCGUAAUUAAUACUUCAUUAUUAGGUAAAGUAACCGAGAUAGAAGCAACGUAAUACGUAGAUAUAAUAUUUUUGCAGAAAGAACUAGUUGCAUUCACCAUGUUUAUUUUAUUAUUAACCCACUUUCUUGUUACUAUCAAGUUAUAUUUUAGCGUAGGUCGAAUUUACGAUAUAAAAUAAAAUAAGCUGCAUAAAUUGGAAACGUUAUUAAAUUAUGUACCAGGAGUGAUGUAGAUUUACGUUACUAGUUGUAUUAGCAUUAUAAAAUUACCAAGAUUAGUAUGCAUUUAUGUUUCAUGUUUGUAAAUUCAUUCAAAUUAACUCAUUUGUAACCACGCAAUUACACCUCAUUCUUUAUUAAUUUCUUAAUUUAAUAGUUGUAAUGUUAAAGAUAAGAAAGAAUUCGCAAGUUUUUAAAUUAAUGUAAAUUAUAGAAAUUUCUAAUAAACAUGUAUUAUGAUAAAAA
This is a messenger RNA of Hylaeus volcanicus, 1446 nucleotides long. RefSeq names its product histone H3.3A. The record is from RefSeq and is a predicted model, not a curated record. NCBI's taxonomy places the organism in Eukaryota, Metazoa, Arthropoda, Insecta, Hymenoptera, Colletidae. Gene Ontology annotation, cellular component: nucleosome. Gene Ontology annotation, molecular function: DNA binding; structural constituent of chromatin; protein heterodimerization activity. The coding region runs from base 266 to 676 and encodes 136 amino acids. The transcript has 4 exons.